UUAUUUGAUGGCAAUGCAAGUACAUUGUAUGAAUAAUUCAUCUUACAGCUUGAAAGAUAUUCAUCACUUUUCAAGAUCUUUUUGUCAAGAACUUUUUCUUUUUAACGUUUUUUGUAGAGAGAGUAUUAACAACGGCGACCGUCUGUGCUUUUGCAUUAAAAAAAAAAAAGAUUAUCCAAGUGAAGGUACACGUGCGUCUCUUUUUUGCGCGCCGAAGCCCACAAUCGUUGAAUUAUCGCAGCAAUUUAGCUUACGUCGUCGCGCAUUUUUUUUUGUAAAAUGCGUAAUUGCAAUUGAUCGUUACUCGCACAAACGCAGCGCAUUUACUCUGUAAAAUUGCUCUACCUUCUCUGUGACGUCGUGGAGGGGAGUACACUAUGGAGCUAGAUCGAAAGACUCGAUUGUUUUCUUUGCGACACCGCGUCUCCUACAGUCGUUAUUCACCUCGUUGGAAGGGGACGGCGUGUACGGUGUAGUCUCUUGGAGUGAGAUGGUUCAAUGUGACGUUGCACUCUACGAUGUUGAGAAGUACUGUAAGCUCGUUGUUGAGGAUCGGUUUCAGUUUGAUCGGCCUGGCGUGUCAUACCGGACGUUUUACUGGCUCUUUUCAUGAUGACUAUUGUCGUAAUGCAGUACUUUCAAUACUCCAUUGUCUACGCGUACCUCAAGGAAACCUGACCAAGCUGAUGGAUGACCUGUAGGUCUAUUCUGUAACUCUUAACGACAGUAUCGAUAUCGUUACAUUGUCGUUGCGCACAUAUUAUAUAUGACAAAAAAGAUGCGCAACGACAAUAUAACGAUACCGAACUGUCGUUAAGAGUUACAGAAUAGGCCUACUAGGCCUCACUUUGGAUUACACCCUGACGAUAUUCAAAUUAAUCAGCCUUUGGUUUAACCGCCGGUCAGUCUUCCGAUUACUUGGUAGAUGAUCUGUUGAUCUUGAUGCCUCUCUGAGCAAUCUAAGAGACACAAAUCGAUAAUUGGUUAUAGGAUAUUUGCAGAUAUUUUGAUCACUAUGAACGAUUGGAAGGACUGUGGGAGCAAAUUUCGCGAAUGCGUGAUGAUAUGGACAAAGUUAAUUUGGCGCAUCGUUGUUCCAACGUCAUGAUAUCCAUCAAUGCUGUAAUAAUUUCGUCUUUAUAUAUCAUCGACAGAUACACACGUGGACGUGCGUUUUCUAAAAAUGGGCAAUUGCACGAAUUUCAAAUACAGAUACAAUUUCCUUUGAGGUUCAAGAAACGCCCAUUUACAAGUUUGUUUUCGUGGGAUUGUUUUUUCAUGUGUUAGAAACGACAAUCAUAAUAGCGAUGCCGAACGCUUUGAUCUUAACGUUGGUACACGUGAGCGAACAAAUCGAUAUCAUGUGCCAAGAGUUAAAAGAGAUUUGUUCCAUGUCCAAAUCUAGCUUGGUAUCCACUAAGUCACUCGUCACAAGACAUCAGAAGAUCAUAUCGUUGUCAAAGAACGUUGAAAGCUUUUUUUCAUUCGUUGCUUUAUUGCAAUUCAUAUGGAAUACUUUUGUUAUAUGCGCCUUAGGAUUCAUGGUUCUAAUAGUGAGUAAGAUUGCUUCAGCUACAAACUGCCUGUCACGUUUCUAGAAUCUAAAGAAUAAAAUACAUUUUAAAAAUAUGUGUAAU
Molecule: messenger RNA, 1637 nt
Organism: Monomorium pharaonis (pharaoh ant)
Lineage: Eukaryota; Metazoa; Arthropoda; Insecta; Hymenoptera; Formicidae
Exons: 2
Coding region: 1308-1598 (96 amino acids)
Biological process (GO): sensory perception of smell
Cellular component (GO): membrane
Molecular function (GO): olfactory receptor activity; odorant binding
Source: RefSeq, a predicted model, not a curated record